Molecule: messenger RNA, 3073 nt
Organism: Podarcis raffonei (Aeolian wall lizard)
Lineage: Eukaryota; Metazoa; Chordata; Lepidosauria; Squamata; Lacertidae
Product: zinc finger protein 658B-like
Exons: 3
Coding region: 759-2765 (668 amino acids)
Biological process (GO): regulation of transcription by RNA polymerase II
Cellular component (GO): nucleus
Molecular function (GO): DNA-binding transcription activator activity, RNA polymerase II-specific; RNA polymerase II cis-regulatory region sequence-specific DNA binding
Source: RefSeq, a predicted model, not a curated record
GAGGAGAGGUUUAUGGAUUACUUCCGGCAAGGGAUACAUUCAGUUAUGGACAGCAGCUGAACGGCCCCCUAACAGCUGGCCCCUGAAGACGGGUCCUAAGAAAUCUUCACUGGCUCCCGGUCCGCUUCCGAGCACCAUUCAAAGUGCUGGCGCUGACCUUGAAAGCCCCAAAUGGUCUCAGCCCAGUAGAAGGGGAGGAGCGUCUCCACGUCCAUCGCUCAGCCCGGACACUGAGGUCCAGCUCCGAGGGUCUUCUGGCAGGUCCCUCAUUGCGAGAAGUGAGGUUACUUCUCGGUUGUCGUGACUGCCCUGUGGAACGCCCUCCCACCAGAUGUCAAGGAGAUAAACCAUCAUACGACCUCCCUAGACGCCUGAAACGCCUCCCCAGCCCCGUGGAUGUUGCAUGAAAGUAAAUGAAAAUCCCGAUGGAGGACAAAGAGGGCCUGCCUUCAGGUGCAGCAGAAUUCCCCAGCCCCCGAAGGAUUUGAGACCCAUCACCUUUCCUCACCUGGUUUAGCCGGCCGGUUGAAGCCGUUCCUUGAACCCCUGUUGCAUGCUGACAGCUUCUGGAAGCCACAGGAUUUCCUUUUUGCCCACUCUGAAAAAGGUGAUGGAGAAGACAGAAUUGCAUGGGACAGGGCACCUUUCAUUUCAUUAGGAAUAGCCAUUAAAAUGUGUGAAAUGUGGAAUCUGCUUCACUGAAUGAGCACACAGUUCACAUCAAGGAACACAAAAGAGGAAAGAACCCACUUAAAGGUAUGGAGUGCAGAAAGAGCUUCUGUUUGAAUGCAAAACUUAGAACACACCAGCGGACUCACACAGAGAGAAAACGAUUUACGUGCAGGGAGUGUGGGAAGAACUUCAGUCAGAGUGGAAACCUUAAAUUGCACGAAUGGACUCACACAGGGGAGAAAACAUUUGAAUGCCUGGAGUGUGGAAAGAGAUUCAGUCAGAUGUUGUCAGUUAGACAACAUCAACGGACUCACACAGGUGAGAAACCGUUUCAGUGUAUGGAGUGUGAAAAGAGUUUUAGUGAUUGUGGAAGCCUUAGAAGACAUCAACAGACUCACACAGGGGUGAAACCAUAUAAAUGUAUAGAAUGUGGAAAGAGCUUCAGUCAGAAUGCAGACCUUAAAAAACAUCAACGGAUUCACACAGGGGAGAAACCAUUUAAAUGCAUGGAGUGUGGAAAGAGCUUCAGUCAGGGUGGAUACCUUAGGUCACAUCAACGGACUCACACAGGGGAGAAACCAUAUGAAUGUAUGGAGUGUGGAAAGAGCUUUAAUGAUAGUGGAAGCCUUAGAAGACAUCAACGGACUCACACAGGGGAGAAACCAUUUAAAUGUAUGGAGUGUGGAAAGAGUUUUAGUGAUAGUGGAAGCCUUAGAUCACAUCAACGGACUCACACAGGGGAGAAACCAUAUGAAUGUAUGGAGUGUGGAAAGAGCUUCAGUCAGAGUGCAAACCUUAGAUCACAUCAACGGAGUCACACAGGGGAGAAACCAUUUAAAUGCAUGGAGUGUGGAAAGAGUUUUAGUGAUAGUGGAAGCCUUAGAUCACAUCAACGGGCUCACACAGGGGAGAAACCAUAUGAAUGUAUGGAGUGUGGAAAGAGCUUUAAUGAUAGUGGAAGCCUUAGAAGACAUCAACGGGCUCACACAGGGGAGAAACCAUAUGAAUGUAUGGAGUGUGGAAAGAGCUUUAAUGAUAGUGGAAGCCUUAGAAGACAUCAACGGACUCACACAGGGGAGAAACCAUAUGAAUGUAUGGAGUGUGGAAAGAGUUUCCGUUGUAAUACAAGCCUUAGAUCACAUCAACGGACUCAUACAGGAGAGAAAGCAUUUACAUGUGUGGAGUGUGGAAAGAGCUUCAGUUAUAGUGGAAACCUGAGAAUACAUCAACAGACUCACAUAGGUAAGAAACUAUUUAAAUGUAUGGAGUGUGGAAAGAGCUUUAGUGGAAAUCUUAGAAGACAUCAACGGACUCACACAGGGGAGAAACCAUUUAAAUGCAUGGAGUGUGGAAAGAGCUUCAGUCAGAAUGCAGACCUUAAAAAACAUCAACGGAUUCACACAGGGGAGAAACCAUUUAAAUGCAUGGAGUGUGGAAAGAGUUUUAGUGAUAGUGGAAGCCUUAGAUCACAUCAACGGACUCACACAGGGGAGAAACCAUAUGAAUGUAUGGAGUGUGGAAAGAGCUUCAGUCAGAGUGGAGAACUUAGAUCACAUCAACGGACUCACACAGGGGAGAAACCAUAUGAAUGUAUGGAGUGUGGAAAGAGCUUCAGUCAGAGUGCACACCUUAGAUCACAUCAACGGAGUCACACAGGGGAGAAACCAUUUAAAUGCAUGGAGUGUGGAAAGACCUUUGGUGAUAAUGGAAAACUUAGAACACAUCAACGGAUUCACACAGGGGAGAAACCAUUUAAAUGUAUGGAGUGUGGAAAGAGUUUUAGUGAUAGUGGAAGCCUUAGAUCACAUCAACGGACUCACACAGGGGAGAAACCAUAUGAAUGUAUGGAGUGUGGAAAGAGCUUCAGUCAGAGUGGAACACUUAAAAAACAUCAACAGACUCACACAGGGGAGAAACCAUUUAAAUGCAUGGAGUGUGGAAAGACCUUUGGUGAUAAUGGAAAACUUAGAACACAUCAACGGACACACACAGGGGAGAAACCAUUUCAAUGUAUGGAGUGUGAAAAAAGUUUUAGUAAUAGUGGAUGUUUUAGGAAACAUCAACAGACUCACACAGGGGAGAAAGCAUUUUAAUGUAUGGAGUACAGUAAAUACUUCACUCAGAGUGGAAAUCUUAGAAAACAUCAGCAGAUACACAGGGGAGAAACCAUUUAAAGGUAUGGAGUGUGGAAGGAGCUUCAGUCAGAGUGGAACCCUUGAUUUUUGUCAACAAACUCACACAAAAGACAAACCAUAUAAAUAUCAGGAAAGUAGAUAGAGGUUCACUCUUAGUGGAAGUUCAAAAUCAACAGACUUAUGGACAGGAAGAACUUUAAGAGUUGAAAUCCUUCAAGCCAUCAACAAACUCAGAGAGGGGAAGCAGUUUAAAUGAAAAGACUGCA